ACUCGGAGAGGCUGAGGCAGGAGAAUGGCGUGAACCCGGGAGGGGGAGCUUGCAGUGAGCCGAGAUUGCGCCACUGCACUCCAGCCUGGGCGACAAAGCGAGACUCCGUCUCAAAAAAAAAAAAAAAAAAAAAAAAAAAGAAAGUGAGAAGUGGUCCAGGGCCAUCAGGGUAGCUCUUAGUGUCCUUAAAGCCUGUUCCUGCAAAGUGAAAAUCUUGGUUAUUGCUAUAACAUUCAAGGCCUCAAGCAUCUUAUCUAAGCCUUAAUAAACUAAGCUUUUUAGGAGACUUUGAGAAUACCUCUGUGCUAAACCCCUUGAAUUGUGGGUGUUCAUUGACCCAGCUCUCUACUGUGGUGUAAGUGAGGGGCUAGAUGAAUGACUGUGUUGUUAUGGACAGGACUUAUACAGGUUGAACAGCUUCAUGCCUGAAAAGUGUGGGCCAGGGCCGAAGAGGUGAAAUGUUAGCUGUUGGUGUGAGUAGGCCUACUUAGGUUAUUUAUUUUUUAUUUAUUUAUUUAUUUUUUUUUUAAGAUGGAGUCUCACUGUGUCGCCCAGGCUGAAGUGCAAUGGCACAAUCUCAGCUCACUGCAACCUCUGCCACCCAGGUUCAAGCGAUUCUCCUGCCUCAGCCUCCCGAGUAGCUGGGAUUACAGCACAUUCCACCCCGGUCAUCAGACAAAGGCACCUUCAGAGCUACCCCCUGCUCCUUCUCAGGCUCCAUCUGGCCUGAGCACCCUGCCCCAGCGAGUCCUCCGGAAAGAGCCUGUCACCCCAUCUGCACUUGUCCUUAUGAGCCGCUCCAAUGUCCAGCCCACAGCUGCCCCUGGCCAGAAGGUGGUGGAGAAUAGCAGUGGGACACCCAACAUGUUAACGCGGCACUUCACAAUUGAUGACUUUGAGAUUGGGCGUCCUCUGGGCAAAGGCAAGUUUGGAAACGUGUACUUGGCUCGGGAGAAGAAAAGCCAUUUCAUCGUGGCGCUCAAGGUCCUCUUCAAGUCCCAGAUAGAGAAGGAGGGCGUGGAGCAUCAGCUGCGCAGAGAGAUUGAAAUCCAGGCCCACCUGCACCAUCCCAACAUCCUGCGUCUCUACAACUAUUUUUAUGACCGGAGGAGGAUCUACUUGAUUCUAGAGUAUGCCCCCCGCGGGGAGCUCUACAAGGAGCUGCAGAAGAGCCGCACAUUUGACGAGCAGCGAACAGCCACGAUCAUGGAGGAGUUGGCAGAUGCUCUAAUGUACUGCCAUGGGAAGAAGGUGAUUCACAGAGACAUAAAGCCAGAAAAUCUGCUCUUAGGGCUCAAGGGAGAGCUGAAGAUUGCUGACUUCGGCUGGUCUGUGCAUGCGCCCUCCCUGAGGAGGAAGACAAUGUGUGGCACCCUGGACUACCUGCCCCCAGAGAUGAUUGAGGGGCGCAUGCACAACGAGAAGGUGGAUCUGUGGUGCAUUGGAGUGCUUUGCUAUGAGCUGCUGGUGGGGAACCCACCCUUUGAAAGUGCAUCACACAACGAGACUUAUCGGCGCAUCGUCAAGGUGGACCUAAAGUUCCCCGCUUCUGUGCCCACGGGAGCCCAGGACCUCAUCUCCAAACUGCUCAGGCAUAACCCCUCGGAACGGCUGCCCCUGGCCCAGGUCUCAGCCCACCCUUGGGUCCGGGCCAACUCUCGGAGGGUGCUGCCUCCCUCUGCCCUUCAAUCUGUCGCCUGAUGGUCCCUGUCAUUCACUCGGGUGUGUGUGUUUGUAUGUCUGUGUAUGUAUAGGGGAAAGAAGGGAUCCUGAACUGUUCCCUUAUCUGUCUUCUACCUCCUCCUUUGUUUAAUAAAGGCUGAAGCUUUUUGUACUGA
This is a messenger RNA of Symphalangus syndactylus (siamang), 1838 nucleotides long. It is a transcript of the gene AURKB, whose product is annotated as aurora kinase B. The record is from RefSeq and is a predicted model, not a curated record. Gene Ontology annotation, biological process: protein phosphorylation. Lineage: Eukaryota; Metazoa; Chordata; Mammalia; Primates; Hylobatidae. Gene Ontology annotation, molecular function: protein kinase activity; ATP binding.